CACCAUGGAGUGGCUGAUGGCGUCUCUAAUUGCUGGGUCAGUGAUGACCGUGCUUGCAGCGUUGGUUUCAUCACAAGACGUUUGCAUUGUGGGUUCAAUGAUUGGCAUCGUGCCUGGUGGUCUGCCUCACUGGUUCCUACCGCAUGACGAUCCAUGUAAAUGCACAGCCAUACGUCUUGGCGGAAUGACCUUACAACCUCCGUCAUAUCAACGGGGGUCUCCCUAUAACCUGACAAGUCUCAUCUUGAGCGAAGAUGUCAAUGCUAUCCGAGCAUUUUUCAAAUGUAGAGCAUCAACUACUAGUGAUAUAGCACGUUGUGAGAGUCCUGUACCGUUGGGUCUGGAAGAUGGCAGCAUUCUGAAUUCACAGAUCACUGCUUCGAGUCAAGUAUCGGAGCAUCAUGGGCCAUCCCACGCACGUCUGAAUAACGGCAAUGGUUACUGGACUCCUCUCACAAAUGCUGGUUCCUGGAUUGAGGUGAAUCUUGCUGAGAAUGCAAUGGUGACCGGCGUCAUCAUACAAGGUUCCCCGUUUGACGACGGUGCGUUUGUGACCGCCUGUAAGAUUGGGUACCGAGCAUCCACCUCGCCGACGUCUGAUUACCAGUAUGUGAACGCUGCGAAUGGAGAACCCAUGAUGUUUCAAAGUCAAACUACCGACGCUAAGGCUGCCGUAACUGUGGCUUUUCCUGAGACCAUCGAAGCGACCGUUAUCCGCAUCGAGCCUCUCGCUUGGCAUAUUGGGGUUGGCCUCCGAUUUGAGCUACUGGGAUGUUAUAAUUGAUUAAUUUCCUGUUGUACACUUGUCGUACACUUCUGCACCAAUUCUAUUGACACCAUUGAUUAAUACUCCAAGCCUACUGCGAUACCGGAGAUUCUUCAGGAUACACAGCGAUCUUUUUUUUUAAAACUUAACCGAAACAGCUUCGGGUAAAUAUUCCUUUCCCGGACUUUCGCGGUCCUGAAGACUGCAAUAAAAUUGUUGUUUCAGCUAAAGUCGGCCUUCAGGUCGACCAACCAAAAAAUACCCGCAAUGUUCCCGAUUGAGGAUCGAAAGACACAAUCCCAUCGUUUAAAGUAAAUCACACAAAGAUGCAAACAUUAUUAUUGUGGUCUGGGUAUACCAAAUAAUGUAUAGCGUAACUGAAGGCGUACUUUCCCCCGCUCGAGGACUGUGUGUGUUUACUUGUAUGCCACCAUCAGAAUUUCGGUAAAGGCAAAAACAGAACUGUUUCCAAAUCUUUCCGAAAAAAAUUACGCCCCACAAAACACAAAACUCCAUUUAAUUUUUACUGUAUUUAUGCAACUGGUGUUUUCAUUCAUUCAUUGAAGUUUCACUGCCAACGUUACCUCACAAUGUUUUCAAGUGACGCAUGACAAAGACUGCAUGCAUUACAAAUCUUUUGCAAAAACGCACAAGUUUCUCACUAUUUUAAUUCAAAUUCAUUACAAUUUUUGUAUGUUAAGUUAACUUAGUAGCAUUACUUUCUCUAUUUUCCCCUCUAACUUAUGGUUUCACUGACAAGUCUUGCGCUGUAUAUUGCACCUGACGGCUGCAUGAGGGAAAAAAAUCAAUUAUCGCUGCAACUUGUUAUGUGAUGUCAUUUCGUAUGUUUCAUAAUUAUUGUAAAAUUAAUGUUCGCACUUUGAAUGUUAUUACUCAGUUAGACCCAUAUUAUAGGGGCGCAAAUAUAGCACCAGAGGCAAAGCCAAGGGUUAUGUGCCCCAAAGGGGUUAAACACGUCAACUGUUUUGUUAUAUCGUGAUAAGAUAAAUGGUUGUAAUUUAUUGUGUGGGAAAUAAAUUAAAUCAUUGCGAUGUAGCCUUUGAUAACUGACGGUUUUAUUGUCUGAGACUGAGCGGUUAACGUUGCCAUUCUUAUUGCGCAAAGCUAGCGCGCCCACAGGUUGCACAUGCGCGCGCAACGCGCACAGUGAACGCAGUGGGAUAUCACCUUCACUAUCAGAGUCUGACAUGCAUUUUUAUUGUUCGGACACGUGGCCGACCUAGACCAAUAAAAUUACAUUAUCAAAGCACACAAUAUAAAUAUAAACUAUUUAUUACAUAGUGAAGACAAAAAGGUAUAGAUAAGCAAAAGGUAUGGGUUUUGUAACUGUAAAGUAUCGUUUUUGUAUCGGUAAAGUAACAAUUUGCAGAUCCCUCUUAUCAAUUCUUCAUACAUUUUCGUGUGCAAUUGUUGAGGAGUGUUGUGACAUUUCCGUAUGAAUCUCUUUGAGAGUUAUAACUACAUGUGUAGCUAACUGUAAUGAAUUUUGGUCUAUCGAUAUGGAGUACUUUUUUGCCUUUCCUAAUAUUGUAAAUGUAUC
Messenger RNA from Patiria miniata (bat star), 2327 nucleotides. Its product is annotated as lactadherin-like. The transcript has 5 exons. NCBI's taxonomy places the organism in Eukaryota, Metazoa, Echinodermata, Asteroidea, Valvatida, Asterinidae. The record is from RefSeq and is a predicted model, not a curated record. Bases 5 to 784 code for a protein of 259 amino acids.